This is a messenger RNA of Aspergillus niger, 1596 nucleotides long. RefSeq lists its product as uncharacterized. The transcript has 7 exons. Gene Ontology annotation, biological process: transmembrane transport. Lineage: Eukaryota; Fungi; Ascomycota; Eurotiomycetes; Eurotiales; Aspergillaceae. Gene Ontology annotation, molecular function: transmembrane transporter activity. The coding region runs from base 1 to 1596 and encodes 531 amino acids. The record is from RefSeq and is a predicted model, not a curated record.
AUGGACAGUAUACAGCAGGAGAAGAAGCGUGAUCCAGCUCAGCAAUAUGCUAACAGUAUUGUGGGCGAAGAGAAGGGGGUCAUACUGGAUGACCCUGAUGUGCAGCAGUUCUAUGGCUCCUCAACGACAGAAGCAUAUCGACUGAAGUCGGAGUUGGUGGGUAAAUGUAUGGAGGAAAUUGGAAUGGGAAGAUUCCAGUGGAAGCUCUUCGUCGUGACGGGGUUCGGAUGGAUUGUGGAUAACGUUCGCAUAAGCAGCGUCCAGCCUCCUAUCGAGCUCGAGUUCCCCGGCAUCGUCCAGGUCAGCUACAGCUCCGUGGCCUACUAUACAGGCUUGAUCCUUGGGGCUUCGUUCUGGGGUAUCUCUAGUGACUUGAUCGGCCGGAAGCCCGCGUUCAACUCGACCCUCCUGAUUGCAGGUAUAUUCUUAUGUGGUGCUGCUGGUACUAUGAACUUUCUAGCGUUCAGUGCUAUGUGGGCCGUCAUCGGCACCGCAGCGGGUGGGAAUGUCCCGGUGGAUUCGAUGAUCUUUCUGGAGUUUGUUCCUGGGAGUCACCAAUACCUCCUGACAGCUCUCUCGGCCUGGUGGAACUUAGGCCAACUAAUCGUGUCGCUCCUGGCAUGGGUCUUCCUUGCCAACUAUAGCUGUCCAACCGAUUCUACACCAGCAACAUGCCAUCGCAGCGACAAUAUGGGAUGGCGAUACACCCUUAUCACUCUAGGCGCCCUUUCCCUCGCCUUCACUAUCAUCCGCGUCUUCAUCUUCAAGCUCCCCGAAACCCCCCGCUACCUUCUUUCCAAAGGCAAGGACCAAGCCGCCGUCGAGUCUGUCAACUACGUCGCACGCCAGAAUGGCAAGCCUGAGCCUCUCACUAUAGGCAUGUUCCAGGAGAUCGAUGCCCGACUGGGAAUUGCCAAUGAAUCCAACACUUCAGCACAAGGCCCGGGCUUGAGCACCAAGGAGAUCAUUAAGGAGAACAUGAAAGACUUCCGGUCGACACACUACCAAGCUCUCUUUGCCACGAGGAAACUUGGUAUUCAUACUGGUAUCAUCUGGCUUAUUUGGUUGACAAUCGGAAUCGCCUACCCUCUCUACUUCAACUUCCUUCCCUCCUACCUCGACACAAAAUUCUCCUCCUCCGACUCCCUCUACACUACCUACCGAAACUACUGCAUCGAAUCCGCCGUCGGCGUAGUCGGGCCCCUUUCCGCAGCUUACCUGGUAACCACUUUCUUCGGCCGGCGUUGGAUGAUGGGUAUUUCGUCCAUCAUCACGGGGGUCUUCCUCUUCGCGUAUGUGGGCGUCAGUAAUCCAACGUCAAGUCUAGCGUUCGCAUGUGUAACAGGCAUGUUGGGGAAUUUCGAAUACGCAAUCAUGUAUGCCUUUACUCCCGAAUCCUUCCCCGCUCCGCAUCGUGGAACCGGUACUGGAACUGCUGCUUCGUUGUUGAGGUUUGGUGGGCUCUGUGCUAGUUUGAUUGCCUCACAGACUGGGUUCACGCCGGCGCCGAUAUAUGCCAGUGCUGCGCUGUGGGUUGUUGUUGGGGUAGUGUGCUUUGGGUUGCCGUUCGAGACACAUGGACACGCGGCUAUCUAG